GCACCAGAGUGUCACGUGACAGAUAUAGACAUGGCGUCCUCCAGGAGACGGCUGGUUUGUUUACGCUCUGGGAUUUGGAGCUUGCUAUUUUACUGCGUUUACUCUCAUCUAAAGCUUGUUCUGGCGGAGGAGGUGGACAGCUGCGACAACCUAAGACUCGGACAGUAUCUCUGCAACGACCCAAAGAUCGAUGAAGCCACUCAGGAGCCGGAGAACUGCAGGGACAUGACGGCCUGGGUGGAGUGCCUUCCAGCUCCGAACAUCAGCUGUCGGCUCUCUAACGGGACAGAGUUCAGGUUCAGCGGUGAGGAGGUGGGCUUCAACAAAACAAUCCCCUGCAGGAACGUGAGUGGUUAUUCCUACAAAGUAGCUGUGGCUUUGUCUCUGUUCCUGGGCUGGCUGGGGGCGGACCGCUUCUACCUGGGAUACCCUGCUCUAGGACUGCUGAAGUUCUGCACCGUCGGCUUCUGUGGAAUCGGCACUCUGAUCGACUUUAUACUGAUCGCCAUGCAGAUUGUGGGUCCUGCAGACGGAUCCAACUACAUCGUGGAUUAUUACGGCGCCCGGCUGACCCGUCUGUCCAUCACCAACGAGACCUACAGGAAGCCACACCUGUCUCUGUGAGCACACGCCGACGGGAACGCUGUUCGUCAUGUAAAUACAGAGAGGACUGCACAGGACAGAUGAUUCACACAACUUUAUUGACACGCUGACCCUGACAUUGAAAAAUGAACAGUUUAAGGAUAAAGAUUAUUCAAACCUGCACCACCCCGGAUCAGAAGGCAUUUAAAGGGCCACUCUGCUGUUUCUCUAUGUUUUUCAGCCCGUUAGCUCACAAACUGUAAACCUUCAUAUUUUGUCACUUUAGGUCACAUUCAUAUCCUGACAUCCAUCAAGCUGGUCAGUUUCUUGUUUGAUUUAAUAUGAUUUUGUUGUAAUAUAUUGUAUGUGUCAUUUCGCUGCUGUUUCAUCUUUAAGUUAUGAUGCUUUUCCACAAUAACAGACUUUGUAAAUAAAAGUUUUUCUUCUGUUAAUCUACGUUUGACCGUUUAUUUAACAUCACCAUUGUGUUGAUGUAUUGGUUUUAGAAGGUUUUUUUUGUUAUUCUAUAAUAAAGGCAU
Anoplopoma fimbria (sablefish) is the source of this 1121-nucleotide messenger RNA. It is a transcript of the gene tm2d1, whose product is annotated as TM2 domain containing 1. The transcript has 7 exons. The coding region runs from base 31 to 624 and encodes 197 amino acids. NCBI's taxonomy places the organism in Eukaryota, Metazoa, Chordata, Actinopteri, Perciformes, Anoplopomatidae. The record is from RefSeq and is a predicted model, not a curated record.